AUGCAUUUGAUGUACACUUUGGGCCAAGAUGGCAAGAGAAUCUACACUUUAAAGAAGACUACCGAAGACGGUGAAAUUACCAAGUCUGCCCACCCAGCUAGAUUUUCUCCAGACGACAAGUACUCCAGACAAAGAGUCACCUUGAAAAAGAGAUACGGCUUGUUGCCAACCCAAAACUAA
Scheffersomyces stipitis CBS 6054 is the source of this 180-nucleotide messenger RNA. RefSeq names its product snoRNP complex protein (gene NOP10). Gene Ontology annotation, cellular component: box H/ACA telomerase RNP complex; box H/ACA snoRNP complex. Gene Ontology annotation, biological process: snRNA pseudouridine synthesis; positive regulation of telomerase RNA localization to Cajal body; ribosome biogenesis. The transcript has a single exon. The record is from RefSeq and is a predicted model, not a curated record. The coding region runs from base 1 to 180 and encodes 59 amino acids. Gene Ontology annotation, molecular function: telomerase RNA binding; box H/ACA snoRNA binding. Lineage: Eukaryota; Fungi; Ascomycota; Pichiomycetes; Serinales; Debaryomycetaceae.